Messenger RNA from Perognathus longimembris pacificus (Pacific pocket mouse), 562 nucleotides. RefSeq names its product mitochondrial ribosomal protein S18C (gene Mrps18c). The record is from RefSeq and is a predicted model, not a curated record. Gene Ontology annotation, cellular component: ribosome; mitochondrial small ribosomal subunit. NCBI's taxonomy places the organism in Eukaryota, Metazoa, Chordata, Mammalia, Rodentia, Heteromyidae. Gene Ontology annotation, biological process: mitochondrial translation. The coding region runs from base 91 to 525 and encodes 144 amino acids. The transcript is spliced from 6 exons. Gene Ontology annotation, molecular function: structural constituent of ribosome; small ribosomal subunit rRNA binding.
UUGGAGUCCCGGGGCCCACUGGGGAAGAGACCGGAAGGGACUUGACGUGGCGCUUUGGGAAAAGGAAAGGAAGAGGAAGGGCGGAGGACCAUGGCGGCUCUGCUACCUGUUUGCCCGGGUCUAGGGCGGACGAGUCUGACACGCUGGGUGCUGGCUGCUGCCUGCCCUCCCGAUCGUGGAGCUCGCGCGGUUCUAUGGAGAAGAGGUUGUUCACAGUAUAAACAGGAGGCCAGCAAUAAGGACCUGCCCAUUCCAAUGGAAAAUCCUUAUAAGGAACCUCUUAAGAAAUGUGUCUUAUGUGGGAAACGUGUAGAUUAUAAGAAUGUUCAGCUUUUGUCUCAGUUUAUUUCUCCAUUUACUGGAUCAAUUUAUGGAAGGCAUAUAACAGGUCUUUGUGGGAAGAAACAGAAAGAAAUAACAAAAGCAAUUAAAAGAGCUCAAAUCAUGGGAUUCAUGCCAGUUACAUACAAGGAUCCUGCUUAUCUCAAAGACCCCAAAGUUUGUAACAUCAGAUAUCCGGAAUAAAUUGUGAAGUUAUUGCUAAUAAAUUCUUUUCUAAUAA